AUGACAACGGCACUUGACUCUCAUAGCAUCGGGGACCCAACUGAAUCGAAGUGGGACUCGUUAAAGCGGUCCGACUCGAGCGAGCUGCUGGCGGUGUCCCCCGGGCGCCGGCGUCACUGGUCGCCGAACAAGCCGAACGGCGCCGCCCCUGCCUCCGCUCCAAACGCCUUCGGGGCAGUCGGCGCCAACGGCGCGCCCAGGGGCAAGAGGAUCUCCAGGGUCGAGUCGCUCCGGAAUCUAUUCGCGCGUUCCGAGCACAAGUACACGACGUCGGUGCCGGCGAGGGCCGCGCCCAGGGCCCGUCCACCGCCGGCCGCCGCGCCGGCUGCCCCCACGGACAGCGACUGGGUCAAGGAGGAGUGCCAGCGCGGGCUGGCGGACCUGUACGAGCAGGACACGCUGCUGCUGGGCCCCGCCGCCGGCCGCCCCCCGGCGCCCCGAAAGCGCCCCGCGGCCGCCGCCCCUGGGGGCAGUAGCGACCCCGUGGCGCUGCUGGAGCGCCUGCUCGGGGGCGGCUCCGGCAGCGCGUCGGGCGCGGCCGCCCUUGGUUCGGGGUCACUGAGCUACGAGGACCUGCUGACGGCGGUGCGCGCCCUGGCCAGCGAGACGGACCCGGAGCGGCUCCGGUACGCGGCGCUGCUCAGCCUGUGGCAGCUCGACGAGGACCAGGAGGCGGACUCGCCCCCGGAGCAGCACCGGACCAGCGUCGCGGCCCGGAUCUCUGGCCGCCUGUCGGUGCUCACGGAGGAGACCCACAGCGUGGGCGGGCGAACGCCGGAGCGCAGCAACAGCGCGGCCUCGGACCGCGGCUCCUCGCCCCACAAGCGGCGGCACAACUCUGUCACCGAGGGUAGCGGCUCCGGCUCCGGGCGCCUGCGGGUGAGCUCGUCCAGCUGCGAGAACCUGCUGCACCACUCGGGGCCGCCCGCCGGGCCGCCCGUCCAGCUGUCCGUCGACGACCUGUGCGUGUUCCUCAACAACCUGCUGCUCGUCAAGUCGGAUGAGAGCGGCUACGAGAGCGACUCGACGAGGAACGGGUCCGAGUCCCCUCGCGGCUCCAUCCGCUCGAGCUCGGCGGCCGCGGCGUGCCUGGAGGCGUUCCCGCGGCCCCGGCCCGCCGUCAGCCGCAGUGCCUCCAACACCUCCUCCGUCGUCGAGGAUGACGUUUUCCUCGAGUCCGGGACCGAGCACCUCCCCGUCGAACGCUCGACCAGCAGCGACUGUGGCGAGGAAGGGGGCGUCUGUAGCAGCAGUGCCUUGUUCGCGCGGAAGAGAGGCAUCCGACGGGGUGACGUCAAGACCCUGGGUAUUUUGGCCAACAGGAGGACAUCCCUGGCGUGCGACAGGUGCAAGACGAGCGUGAGUAGUGAGGCCAGUAGCGUCGACGGGGACGGCUCUUCGAUCCAUCCGGAGCCUCCAACCUCACGCGCGCAAUUGCUCUCUCAGAGAUUGAGCCAACCCCGAUGCGCUCCCACCCCAGGAGGCCAAGGCGCUCGGAAACCACCGCCACACUCGGCCGCGCGGCCUACCGGGCUACACUCCAUGCUGUCGCAGUCGACGCUCUCGCUGACCACCGUGUCUGCCGGCACCGGCGGUAGCGGCGGUGGCGGCGGUGUCGUCGGGGCCUACGGCAAGGAGUUCAAGACGAUUAGGAUAACGAGAGACGCCCGGGGCGACCUCGGGGUGCUGAUCGAGCGCAGAGAGCCGGGCCCGGCCAGCUACAUCGUGUCCGGUAUCGAGACCGGCAGCGCCGCUUACAUUGACGGCAGGCUGCGGGUCGGAGACGAGCUCAUCAAGGUGAGCGGCCGCCGCAUGCGGGGCCUGACGCUGCAGGAGGCGCGGUCUGCGCUGCGCUCCUCGCCGCAGCAGGUGGAGGUGGUCAUCGCCAGGGUGCCGGGGGCAGCCGAGCCCGCGGAGCGCGCGCCCACCCCCACCCAGGGCCCGGGCCGCGCCGAGGAGCUCGAGCCCGCGAGCGGACCAGCCCUUGCCGCGGCCGGCCCCGCCGAGGCGGCCAAAGUCACCGGGAUGAGGAAGUUCUCCUACCGCACAGAGCAGGUGACCCCGCGGCGGAAAGUCAACUCCAGCAGCAGUAGCGGCAGCCCCGCCACGUCCUCGAGCGGGGCCUCCUCCUCGUCCUCCAGCGGGACGUCCUCGUCCGGCCACGCGCCCCUCCCCCUGCCCCGCCACGGGGGCCGCAGGGGCUCGGCGGCUUUCGGAGCUCUCGGCACCCUCCCCCGCAGGCCCAAGUCGCUGUCCAUGAGUCUGUUCACCGUCAUCUUCCAGAAAGGCACAGGCCACAAGUCUCUCGGCUUUAGCAUAGUCGGCGGCCAGGACUCCCCCAAGGGCAGCAUGGGCAUCUUCGUCAAGACCAUUUUCGAGACGGGCCAGGCGGCAGAGGAGGGCACGCUUAGAGAGGGUGACGAGAUUCUCGCUGUAAAUGGAACACCACUUCAAGGUCUCGCACACUCAGAAGCAAUCUCUGUAUUUAAGGACAUCAAAAUUGGCUCUGUUCUCCUUCACGUUGGAAGAAGAGAUCAGCUUCAUAAAAGGAGUAGCAAGUCAAAGUCAUGUGAUGGAUUGGAUAAAUUUGAUUAAGCCUGAAGUGCACAUUUAGAUAUGCAUUUCGUCUGCAAACAUGACUAAAAUCGUUUGCCUGCUUGUGAGCAUUUCUUGCCAGAGAAAUAGGAUUAUGAUCAGAAGACCUAUGGUGGCAAUAUUGUAAAAGCAUUCACAUUUAUAGGCUACAUUUCAAGUGUAAGGCUCAGCCUAACUUGCAACCUGCAUCGGUAGAUUGAUAUCUAUGGCAGUCCUUGGUGCAGGAAACUAUGACUGUGAUAACAAAUAAAGAAAUAUAACUUUUUCAGUUAUAAAUAUACCCUAACUAAAAAACUGUUUGUUAGUAUAUAGGGUAAGAUACUUAGUCUCUUCAGUUCAAAAAUCACUGUGCAAUACAAAAAACAAAACAUAAAAAAAACAACCUGAAGAUUGUCUUCUUUGCCUAUAUUUAUUCUGAAAUAAUCUGUCAGUUUGUAAUUUAACAAACCAAUACUGUAUUCUAGCACAAUAUUUUAAGGGGUUUUAGCAGCAUUGUUAAACCAUACUCAUUUUCUUGUAAAUAAAUUUGUUUUAAAAGA
Molecule: messenger RNA, 3134 nt
Organism: Frankliniella occidentalis (western flower thrips)
Lineage: Eukaryota; Metazoa; Arthropoda; Insecta; Thysanoptera; Thripidae
Exons: 7
Coding region: 1-2595 (864 amino acids)
Molecular function (GO): protein binding
Source: RefSeq, a predicted model, not a curated record